GACACAUGUCACACUGUUACAUCUAUUGAUUAAAUAUUCUGUGAUGGGGUUAAAAAAAAUUAUAUAUUGAAUUAUAACGUUUAUUGAUACAAGUGUUUUUGUUUGUGUAAAAUAAUUCUACAAUGGCCAAAGAAAUUCAAAUUGUUUUCGUAUAUGAUACCAAAUUAUCAAAAGAUGAUGAUAUUUUGGAGCAUAUUUUAUAUUUUUAUCCCACAUGGGUGUCAAAUGAUCAGAAAACAUCGUUGUGCGGUCAAAUCAUCGGCUCAUUACAAUGUAUGCAAAAUUUAUUUUCCAAACCUGUUGUGAUGUCAUUGAAUAAUGGAAAAUUCGUAAUUAUUCAACACGGGACAUUCUUUAUAGUUAUGGGUUCUGAUAAGAACACUUCUAGUUUGGUUUUGCAACUCUGGGCUAAAAGUUUAUUAUCUUUGAUUCAUUUUUUUCAUAAUGAUUUACAUUUUUUACAAACAGACUCUAAAGAGGAUUUACCAAAAAAACUUCAGGGUAUUAUUAAAGAUUAUUUAAAAAUGUUAUCAAUUUCUGAAAAAGUACUUGUACAAAAACCAAUGCUGUUCAUGCCAAAGGGUUUUGAUGAUAUUUUCAUUCAAGCCCUACAUAUAUUGGAAUGUUGUAAAAACUCUAAGCACGUGUUGGGAGGAAUUAUUAGCUAUCACAACAAGUUAAUAGCUUCCCAACUUCCUUUUGCAUUAACGCAAUUUCUUCAAUUAACCGAUGCUGGAAUUUUAUGUUCAGCAAAAUCUUUUAAACCUUCGAUAAAGUUACCGGAAGAAGUAGUUUUGUACGAAGUUUAUUUAUCUCAAAAUGAAUAUUCGAAAUUACUCAAGGAAUCGCUUAAAAGUGAUAUUUUUAAUAAACUGUCUGAUGGGUUUCCAAAAAAGCAUUCUGAAAACAUACCAAACCCAGAAAACACUUCAGUUUUGUUCACAAUGAAAAAGGAACAAUCUUUGCUGUUCACAAGUGUACCGGAAGAACCUUCUUCGAUGUACGAGGGCAAUCAAAUACCCAAAACGAAAAAAUCUCGACCGAGAUUCCUGAAUUUGGAUAAUACGACUUCGAAAAACUUUUCAAAAAAUAAAAAGCCUCGAGAACCAAUCAACAAUCAAAUUAUAACUUGUAAUACUCCGUUUCAAGAAGUUAAAAAGAUCGUACACUACAAUCCUUUAUCUAUUUGCCAUAACGAAGAAACUAAUCGAAGAAAUCCAACUGGAGAUAGCGAAAAAUUUGUUUAUAAAGAUAUAAAACUGGAUCUUGGACAAAAUUAUAAAACUAUAGCUGAUCCGACGUUUCCUAGAUUCAAAAGAAAUGGCAAACAGAUUUCGUAUUCAUAUUAUUUGGAAAGUGAUCCGGGACGAAAUUUGAAAAGCAAAAGCUUGGAGGAACUGAAAGGAUUUAAUCAUAUUUCACCAGUUGAGGAUAAUUUAUCGAAAAAAGAUUAUUUUAUACCAGAUAAAUCCAAAUUGUUCAAUCUCUUUAAUAACAAGUCGAAAGUAACCACGAAUGUAUCAAAAAUAAAUUUCGAUUUUAAUAAUAAAAAAUCAUCGAAUCGUACACGCGACUACAACGAAAAUACUAGACAAAAAUGCAUUUUAUUUCGAUGGGAUAAAUGUGAUAUUUCCGUUGUUAUGUUAUUCAAAUUAGAUGUUGUUCAAAAUCAAGACUCCAUACCAUUUAUAUGUGAGCUAAGUUGUAAAAAUCUAAGUAAAUUAGAAAGAAAAAUGAGAUACAAUAUGGAAGUGCAAAAAUCACGUGAAAAAAAAUAUAAAUACAAAUUCGUUUCGCAAAGUAAUAGUGCGUUGUGGAAUUUAUCGAAUGGAGGCUGGAGAGAAUUAUUGGUUUUUAGCGAAGAGUUUCGUACCCUCAACAUAACGGAAAUUGCCAUAAGAUCCGAUGAUGCCAUGUCUUACGGUUAUUACUAUGGACCUAAUAAAUUAUUUUAUAACGAAGUUACGAGUUGUAGUGGAGGGUUACCUUUUCCAGCGGAUCCUAUGGGCGUAUUACAAAUUAAAGCGAAAAGAAGACUAGAGGCUGAUUAUGGUUUAGUUUUAUUUUAAAUUUUGUCUAAUAAAGAAAUAUUUCAA
Messenger RNA from Diorhabda carinulata, 2096 nucleotides. RefSeq lists its product as uncharacterized. The transcript has 8 exons. The record is from RefSeq and is a predicted model, not a curated record. The coding region runs from base 123 to 2069 and encodes 648 amino acids. Gene Ontology annotation, biological process: vesicle-mediated transport. Lineage: Eukaryota; Metazoa; Arthropoda; Insecta; Coleoptera; Chrysomelidae.